CCCCUUGCUUGGAUUUCCCCUUUAUUGACCCAAGCCAUCAAUCAUGCAUCAUGCAUUCAUGGGAAGGGGUGUGUGCCCGGUUGGAAAAUGCAUCAUGCAUUCAUGCUAGUAGUCACUAAAGGAUAAUGCUGAAGUUGAUCCGCAGCCGGGCAGCGAGGUACUAGCUUCCUGCCCAAGUUGUGGGGUGAUAGACGACCAUAGCCUAUGCUAGCCAAAUUGGUAUAACCCCUUUUCAAAAAGAAAGUUAGAUUUUCUCUCAUAUAUUUUUUUGCGGCACUAUGGCAUAUUAGGGGAUCUCCGACACAAGUCACUGAAUCUCCCCCAUAUGUCCGCAGGACAAAAAACUGGCUCAUCAAAUUUGUCCGGACCGUAUGGAUCUCCUUGUUCGCCCCCAAGUCGGGAGGAGCUCUAGGGGAGGCCAGACAGUCGACGGACACCGUCAACUCAGUCUUGGACACCAUCACAAAUCCACUUUUUUAUAAAAAAAAACUGACCAUUCUACAGGAUUUGCUAUUACUAAGUUGGUUGAGAAGUUAUGAUUUUUCAAAUGCUAAGGCUUGAAAAAAAAAGGGUGUAAUGCCUACAAAAAAGAAGGUUAGAGGGCUGUUAUCUGCCAAGUGUGUAGGUUGCACAAAUAUCAGAAUCUACUCAUCAGCAAACAAGAGCACAAAGUAGGCCGAACUUAAAUGAUCAGGCUAAGCAUUCUGUUUCCAAGUCACAUCACUAGUCCACGGGGUCAUUGUCAUGGCUUACUCCGUCAAAGUCGUUACACGCAAAUUUCAGAAGCCAUGGCUUACUAGUCCAUGGCGUCAUUAUUGUGAAACUUCCUGGACGGUGAUCGCUUGGCCCCCGUUUGCAGUCAACUGUACCCCGCUCGUUCGCCACGCCACAUAUGUGGUUCAAGCUUCGACCACAGUAGUGCCUCCCUUCAUCGUUCAUUCACCACAAUCUCUCCCAAACUUCUGCUCCGAUGUCUCCCGGGUGCUGCUGGUUCGUCCUCGCCGUCCUCUGGGCUUGGUGGCUGCCAUGGAUGCUCGUGGAGGCCGAGGACGGGCAGGGGGUAGACUGCUCGACCAAGAAGUGCGGCAACGUCAGCAUCUUGGAUCCGUUCUGGCUCACCGACAAAGCUACGGGAAAAUCAUGCAGUCCUGAUCCCCAUCCGGGCUACGACGUCGCUUGCACCAACAACAGCGAUCCAACUCUACGGAGCUCUAUACCCCUCAACAGAGGCUUCGAAAUCCUCAACAUCUCUUACGAGGAACGCAGCUUCCAUGCCAUUGAUGUCGGCAAGCUGGACGUGUUGAACGCCACCGACAAGUGCCUUGCGGUGUUCUAUAACACCUCGGUCAAACUGAAGGGCCGCCCGUUCAAGAUCGCCCCCGUCAACCUGAACCUCAUCCUGUACAACUGCACGGAGAAGGACGGAACUGCGGCCGCGGCACGUCGGAACAGAGAGCUGGCGCCGACGAGCGUGAGGUGCGGGAACCAGUGGGCGGUGCUUGCCCGCGCGGGAGUACCCCACGACGCCACCGGAAACUACAGCAAUUACGCUCGGAAGGGCUGCGGUGCCGUCGUGGUGCCGGUGCCGGCCUCGUCAGCGGGGGCGAACGCGAGCGACUACAAGCAGCUCUUCAACGAUGGCUUCCUCCUGACAUGGGAUGUGGCGCUCCCGCCUCAUCCCCCUAUCUUUCCACGGAAAGGAAAAUCAACAAGAUGGGAGAUUAUAGUUGGACCAGUAUGCGGGGCUGUAUUCAUGUUCGCGGUGUGUUCCGGUUGUUUUGCCUGGUACAAACGCAAGAAGCGGAGACAAGCUGUAGCUUCAAAUGAGUUCAUGAGAAGUGGAUCAAUGACAUCAUACAGUAAAGACCUCGAGUUGGAUGGUUCUCCUCAUAUCUUCACUUUCGAGGAGCUUGAAGAAGCUACUGAUGGGUUUAGUGCUUCAAGGGAGCUUGGUGAUGGUGGUUUUGGAACUGUCUACAAAGGAAAACUCAAGGAUGGGAGAGUAGUUGCGGUGAAACGCCUAUACAAGAACAACUACAGACGGGUUGAGCAGUUCCUGAAUGAGGUUGACAUCUUGUCACGCCUGCUCCACCAGAACCUUGUGAUCUUAUAUGGUUGCACGUCUCGGAUGAGCCGUGACCUUCUCCUGGUGUACGAGUUCAUCGCAAAUGGGACGGUCGCAGACCAUCUUCACGGGUCCCGUGCGGCCGAACGAGGCCUCACAUGGCCUCUGAGGCUGAACAUCGCCAUAGAAACGGCUGAAGCACUGGCCUACCUCCAUGCCGUGGAGAUCAUACACCGAGACGUGAAGACAACCAACAUAUUGCUCGACAACAGCUUCCAUGUCAAAGUUGCAGACUUCGGGUUGUCACGCCUGUUCCCGCUUGAGGUCACCCAUGUGUCGACUGUUCCACAGGGCACACCGGGCUAUGUCGACCCGGUGUACCACCAGUGCUACAAGCUGACCGACAAGAGUGAUGUCUACAGCUUCGGCGUCGUGUUGGUGGAGCUGAUAUCAUCGAAACCUGCUGUGGACAUGAGCAGGAGCCACAGUGAGAUCAACCUGGCAAACAUGGCCCUCAACAGGAUUCAGAACCAUCUAGUUGUUCAGCUGGUUGAUCCGGAGCUCGGCUAUGACACCAACCUCGAAACGAAGAGGACGAUCGAUCGCGUCGCGGAGGUGGCCUUCCAGUGCUUGCAGCUGGAGAGGGAUCUGAGGCCGUCGAUCAAGGAGGUGGUGGAGAUCCUGACUUGCGUCAGGGACGGAGACUGUGGGGCUAAUAGCAUGAAGAAGAAGGCGUCUCAGAAAGAGGACGUGUGCUUGCUCAAGGAUGGCCUGCAGUUCUCGCCCGACACUGUUAUACAUAGAUUCCAUAGCCAGUCGACUAACCACUCGGUAGCAUCAAAUGCUAGUGGAUUAUCUAACAACAAAUGCUGAAAAGAAAGCUGCAUAGGCCCUUUUUGGCACUCUUUGACACUGACAAAACAAAAAAUAAUAUUAAAGCUCGGCAAAAUGGGGUAUUCGAUGUGCUGCAAUGUUUUGACUGCCGAGGUUGCAUACGACCUCGGAUGGAGAUGAUACAAAAA
Triticum aestivum (bread wheat) is the source of this 3087-nucleotide messenger RNA. Its product is annotated as LEAF RUST 10 DISEASE-RESISTANCE proteinUS RECEPTOR-LIKE PROTEIN KINASE-like 1.2. Gene Ontology annotation, biological process: protein phosphorylation. Gene Ontology annotation, molecular function: ATP binding; polysaccharide binding; protein kinase activity. The record is from RefSeq and is a predicted model, not a curated record. The transcript has 4 exons. The coding region runs from base 971 to 2938 and encodes 655 amino acids. NCBI's taxonomy places the organism in Eukaryota, Viridiplantae, Streptophyta, Magnoliopsida, Poales, Poaceae.